AUGGAAAGGAAGACAGUAAACAUUCAAAGAAGAAGAAAAUCUUCAUCGACAAAGUCCUCAUCACGUGAUAAAGAUACAUCUCAAUCACAACAUAUUCCUCUGGACUUAACCAUUGAGAUACUCUCUAAACUUCCUGCGAGAUCUAUUGGGAGAUUUCGCUCCGUCUCUAAGCUUUGGUCGACCAUCACCACAAGUCAAGAUUUCAUCAACUCCUUCACUACUCGGUCCUUGGCAUCGCCGCCUUCUGUAUUGCUAUGCGUCUGUGAAGGCUGUGAAGGCUCUAAGCUGUUCGUUUUCUCCUCUACCCUGAACAAGAAUAGUUCUGGUUGUCCUCUUUCUUGUGUGGGAAGUUAUCAAUUUACAAACCCUGAUUUGGGUAGCCUCCAUCGUUAUUACCUUUUAAAAUGGACCCAAUGCAGAAGAAAACGCUACGCUUCAGUGAGGAACAGUAUUAGACAAGUCUUGUUUGAAGGACUUGUGGGUGAUGAUAUUAGACGCCGCUGUGGAUUUGAUAAAGAACGUUUUUACAACUUGAAGGUUUGGCCAAAUCACAUUGAGAGUCUCGUGUCUUUUUAA
This is a messenger RNA of Capsella rubella, 576 nucleotides long. RefSeq names its product putative F-box protein At1g59675. The coding region runs from base 1 to 576 and encodes 191 amino acids. NCBI's taxonomy places the organism in Eukaryota, Viridiplantae, Streptophyta, Magnoliopsida, Brassicales, Brassicaceae. Gene Ontology annotation, molecular function: protein binding. The transcript is spliced from 3 exons. The record is from RefSeq and is a predicted model, not a curated record.